Lichtheimia ornata is the source of this 1878-nucleotide messenger RNA. RefSeq lists its product as uncharacterized. Gene Ontology annotation, biological process: regulation of DNA-templated transcription; chromatin organization. Gene Ontology annotation, cellular component: nucleus. Gene Ontology annotation, molecular function: chromatin binding; DNA binding. Bases 1 to 1878 code for a protein of 625 amino acids. The transcript is spliced from 2 exons. The record is from RefSeq and is a predicted model, not a curated record. NCBI's taxonomy places the organism in Eukaryota, Fungi, Mucoromycota, Mucoromycetes, Mucorales, Lichtheimiaceae.
AUGACUACAACUAUCAGUAAAAGUACAACCCCCGCAGCCGUAAAAGCAUCCGGAUCACCAGCCAAGAAGAAACAACGAAACAAUGCUGCCAAGAAAAGUUCAGUUGCUACAGCAUCACCACAACCUGUUUUCCCAGCCAACCGUGAUAGCGUAUCCAUGGACCACAAUAAUCCAGUAUUCAUGGCAGCCGCAGCUGCAGCCGCAGCUAACGAUCUUGCUAUGGUUUUUCCUUUCAGUGGUAUGAAUACCAGCAGCACGGAGCAACAAUCAUCGGCCUUUUCAGCUAAGCCGAAAGAAGUAUCAGCAGGUCCCCCACGUCACGAGAACACGACAUUGUUACCAAUAGCAAGCUCACAAAUGGCGACUGGUUCUCCCGCACCACCACCACCAACUGCAGGUCCGAUUGCAUGGCACCUGUUGUUAUCGUACUAUUAUCAGCAACAACUUUUGUUACCUCCUUUGGUUAAGGAUGAUGUAUUUCUAGCAGCACCCUCUGUAAUCAAUGACAAUGAAUCGGUCAUCACAACCAACAGCAGCAAUGAUGAUGGCAGCAGCAACAGCAGUGCAACAGCAGCAGCAGCAGCCCCUAACUCAACUGUUGGGUGGGCCCCUACCCCUUGCUUGUCCCCCGUAACAUCUCCUUCGGACUUUUUGUGCAACCACGAGCCGCUCUUUGACGGCAUCGAGGAUCUGCAGCAGCAACAGCAACAACAUAAACACACACAUAACAGCAACUAUUUUGACGACAAUGACGAUACCCAAAUCACCUCCAAUAUCACCAAUGAUGAUCAUCCUGCUUCUGAAACAAGCGAUUCACCUGCAACACCACCGCCAUUAUUCGAUUGGUACGAUUUCAAGGAUGACAACGAUAAUGCCGCACACAUGCCUACUCCUUCGCCAACAGCUUCCGAUCAUGAAUCCUGCAGUCUGUUUGGCGAUGUCGAUGAGCCACUUGAUUUUGAUGAUGAAAUCAGCAGCAUAUGCAGUGAUGAAGAUGUCACUCGACGACGUGAAUUAUCAUUUGAUGAUGAUGAAGAGGAAGAAGAUGAUGAAGAUGAUGAGGAUGGUUAUGCUCUACCAUCAUCAGGCACAUCACUCAAACGAAAACGAUCCAUGUUGAGUAGUGAUGAGGAAGAUGAUGAUGAUGAUGAAGAUGAAGGUGAUCAAGGUAUCAUGGAGCAUGUUGAAGAAGAUCAAGAAGGAUUGGCCAAGGACAAUAUUCCAGUAUUACAACGUUUGCAUCGUUUACGACUAUCACCACCUGUUGUAUCCAAACCAACAACUACAGCUACGCGCAAAACACCUGUCAAUCAGCAACGUAAGCAAAAGCCCAAACCUGCUGCCAAGAGACGCACCAAAAGACAUUCUGGUAGACGUGGUGCACGACCCAAGGCAAUCCCUGCUGCUGCUGUAUACGAUGAUUUGGAAGAUGAACAAGAUGGUGUACACCGCACAAUCUUUGAACGUUUGACACAUGCUGGUAUUGAUUGGUGUCGCUAUUGUGGUACAACCGAAGGUGUAAAUUGGCGUCCAGGUCCAUGGGGCAAACGCACCUUGUGCAACAAACACGGAUGUGACUAUAAGGGUUAUGGCAUUGCAAGCCGACUACCACGAUUGGACUUGUCCGCAUUUUCAAACGAAAAACUGGAAGAUCGGCGACGACCGGUUGUGCAGCAAUUUUGUGUUGUCUGUCAAAAGCCUGAAUCGACCAAUGACAACAAAUUGAUCCCUUGUGAAGGUGGAUGUUCUCGUGCUUAUCAUCAACAAUGUCGUAUUCCUGCAAUCACAACGGCUGCCUAUCAAGAUCAGCAAUGGUGCUGCAGCACCGUUUGUCGUGAAAAUCGCAAACGCAACAAGGUUGGGCCCUAUGAAAUGUGA